AUGAGCCCAGAAGAGAAAGCUGCUACCACAUUUAAUGCCACAUUUGUUCGACCAGCAAAAUUCUAUCUCAUUGAAUUUUCCAGCAUCCCUCAUGGGACGUUUUACUGUGUGUUUCUGUUUUUUGUUUACAUCAUGACUGUUUUUGGGAAUGGCCUCCUUCUGUCUGUCAUUUACCUGGUCAGGACUCUUCACACUCCUAAAUACAUGAUAGUGUUUAACCUGGCUCUGACAGAUUUGUGUGGCAGCACUGCUCUCAUCCCAAAACUCUUAGACACAUUUUUGUUUGACAGAAGAUACGUUGUCUAUGAGGCUUGCUUAAGUUAUAUGUUCUUUGUUUUAUUCUAUACAGGUAUGCAAUCCUGGGUACUUGCCAUAAUGUCAUAUGAUAGAUUUAUAGCAAUUUGCUUCCCCUUAAAGUACCAUAGUAUUGUGACUACACCAGCUAUUGUUGCAAUGCUUCUAUCUGUGUGGGUUUUUAUAUUUAGUCUAGCAGCAUUUUCUGUUUGGCUUAUUGAUCGGCUGUCCUUCUGUGGAUCUUUGGUGAUAAACAGCUUUUUCUGUGACCAUGGACCAGUACAUCGCCUGGCCUGUAAUGACACGACCUUAAAUAGAAUAGUUGGAUAUGUUUCUUUUAUUAUAGUACCCUGUCUUCCUCUUGUAUUGAUAGCAUUGACAUAUGUUUGCAUUUCCAUAGCACUGAGCAGGACUGCUUCAAGAAAGGAACGAGUCAAAGCGUUGAAAACUUGUACUUCACACCUGAUUCUUGUGGCUAUUUUCGUUUUACCAAUACUGGGUACCAAGAUAGCAACAGCAGCCUCCUCUAUCAAUCAUAUCGGCAGGAUUGUAAACACCUCUUUAACAUACACAGUACCAGCUUUACUCAAUCCUAUCAUAUACUCUUUAAAAACAGAAGACGUGCUGAAAUCUAUCAAGAAACUUUGCAAAAUAAAUAGAAUUAGCAAGACAACAUUGUCCCAAAAGGUGAACUCUUUAUCACUGCUAUAA
Larimichthys crocea (large yellow croaker) is the source of this 1005-nucleotide messenger RNA. RefSeq names its product olfactory receptor 1-like. Lineage: Eukaryota; Metazoa; Chordata; Actinopteri; Sciaenidae. Gene Ontology annotation, cellular component: membrane. The transcript has a single exon. Gene Ontology annotation, molecular function: olfactory receptor activity; G protein-coupled receptor activity; odorant binding. The record is from RefSeq and is a predicted model, not a curated record. The coding region runs from base 1 to 1005 and encodes 334 amino acids. Gene Ontology annotation, biological process: G protein-coupled receptor signaling pathway; detection of chemical stimulus involved in sensory perception of smell.